AUGGCGAUUCGCGACGAGUUCAUCGCCCAACACCGGCGCGAGCAGGCGAAACGUCGACCGAGGAGGCGGCCGGCGACGGCCGGACAGCGGCCCGCGUGGGACAGCACCAUCCAUGACCUCAACGAGUACAAGCUUUCCCCGGAGCAGCUGGAGGCCAAGCUUGCCCGGCGGCGCUCCAAGCACCAGGUGGCGCUCUCGACGGACCUGAGGGCGGCGUGGGAGGCCGAGCAGGAGGCCAUCGUGCAGUCGGGUGGCACCGCGAGCGAGCGGAAAGCAGCGGCCGUGAAGGCGGACCUCUCGCGCGCCGUGAUGCGGGAGCUGGGCGCGCUCAAGGCUGAGCAGCGCGGCAGGAGCGACGUGCCGCGUCUGGAGGGCGUUGCGUCCCGCUCCGAGUCCCCCGAGGCGCCGGAGAUCCAAGGCGGGACAGGGCGAAGGCCCACGGCCGCGCAGCUCCUCGCCGAGCGGCGCCGAAGGCAGGCCGAGGCGGAGCGGCGCGCGCGCCCGCGCGUCGUGGACUUCAACCAGGAGAUCGAGGACUUCGAAGCAGCCAGGAAGGCCGCGAAAGCAGCGAGCAGGGCCGCCUCAACUGCGCCCUCGUCACCGCACCGUGCGCUUGCGCGGGGCCCACCCUCGCCGCGGCGCCAGGAAAGCACCCAGAAGGCAGCACGGAUACCUGCGGCGUCGUCCGGUCAGUCGGCAGGCGCGCCAGCGGCCGCCGCGGGCCCGUCAUCGCCGGCUGCCCCCGACACAAGCGCAGCCCCGCGACGGGAGGAGCCGGCGGCGCCGGAGACCGAGGCGCGGCUGCGGCGAGAGUUCGAGGACUUCCGCGGGCAUGCCAGCACGAUGCUCUCCCGCAUCCAACAGCAGAUACAACAGUUGCUGGACCCGGCCAACGCCCCGAAGCCGUCCGGGGACACGCCCGACACCUCGAUGGUGCGCGAGCGCACCGCUGCGGCGCCGGAGCCCGCGCGACGUGCGCCUGAGGGCGCCCCGGAGCUGCCGGCGCGGAGAGCGCAGCCGGCGUACGUGCCGCCGGUCGAUCCCACGCGGCUGCGAGCGGUGCAUCCGGGCCUGGAGGCCAAGAUGCCUGGCGGGGGCGUCCUGCGCGACCCCACUCCCCUGGAGGACAUCGAAGCAACGCUCCCCACCUACCAGGCGGUGCGGGCGGUCGCGAUGCAGCGGCAGGGCGCACUCGCGGACGAGGCGCGCAUGCACCUCGAGGCGUGCCCGAUGCCACGCGGCGCCGCGCCGCCCGCCCCGACCACGCAGCCCGGCGGCACGCAGGCAGCAGAGGCGGCAGCCGCGGAGCUUGCCGACGCAGCUGGGGCGCCGGUGCUCGCGGGCGAGGACGGGCGGGCACAGAUGCACGAUCCGGCGCGCGUGGGCACGGCGGAGCUGCCAGUCAACCGUUUCCUGCGCCGAGAGGACGGCCGCGUGGCGGUGGCGUUCCCUCCGCACGAUCCGAGCAGCCUGCGGAGCGAGGUGGACAAGCUGCUGGAGUCGUACCACGCGGCGAGGCGCAACUUGCCGCAGCCAGUGACGCAGCGCAGCAGUGCACCCCCGCCGCUGCGCUCCGGCGUCGUGGACGUGGCGUCGCUGCUGGUGCAGCGCGGGCAGGCGGCGCGCGGGCCGGUCAUGCCGCGGGACUCGAUGGCGCUGGCCGUGCACGCAGCGGAGGGGGCUGUGGCGUAG
This is a messenger RNA of Pedinophyceae sp. YPF-701, 1692 nucleotides long. The record is from the annotation of a GenBank genome assembly. Lineage: Eukaryota; Viridiplantae; Chlorophyta; Pedinophyceae.